Molecule: messenger RNA, 1112 nt
Organism: Rubroshorea leprosula
Lineage: Eukaryota; Viridiplantae; Streptophyta; Magnoliopsida; Malvales; Dipterocarpaceae
Source: the annotation of a GenBank genome assembly
UCAAACUCAACUAUUGCUUGAACUCCUGCAAUGGCUAUCCCCACCAUAUCCUCUAAAAUCCUUCUCAUUGUUUUCUCCUUUUCUCUCCUCCAACUUUCAUCUUUCGCCCGAGAUUAUUCUUUUUUUUUUGUGGUAAAGAUUCGCCCGAGAUUAUUCAAUCGUGGGCUAUUCUCCUCAAGACUUGACCUCCAUGGCCAAACUCAUUGAGCUCUUUGAGUCCUGGAUGGCCAAACAUGGAAAAAUUUAUCACACUAUCGAAGAGAAACUGCACAGAUUUGAUAUCUUCAAGGAUAAUCUCAACCACAUCGAUGAGACCAACAAAAGGGUCACCAAUUACUGGCUCGGGCUCAACCAUUUUGCUGACUUGACCCACGAAGAAUUGACGAAAAUGUAUCUGGGUUUGAAGCCUGAGUUGGCCGGACGGCAUGGAUCCUCGGAUAGCCGGGAAUUCACUUACGGGGAUGUAGUUGAUUUGCCCAGGUCGGUUGAUUGGAGAAAGAAAGGAGGGGUUACUCGUGUGAAGAACCAGGGGUCUUGCGGGAGUUGUUGGGCGUUUUCAACGGUGGCUGCUGUGGAGGGGAUAGACCAGAUUGUCACCGGAAACUUGACGGAGCUGUCGGAGCAAGAGCUUAUCGACUGUGACACCACAUACAACAACGGGUGCAAUGGAGGUCUAAUGGAUUAUGCAUUUUCUUUCAUAACCUUGAAUUUGUCUAUUGUGCCAUCAACUUUCAGUUUCUUUUUUAAAAUCCAUUUGCAACUUAUAGGUUUGCAACCUGGUGGAAGAUCCACUAAAAUCCAUGUGUUAUUCCCCAUUCUGGAAUUCAUUUCCUCAUCUAUGGCUUCCUUCCAAAAAGCUGAAUCUUGUGACUUAAUUGCUUCUUCAAAUGUCACAGGAUCAGCUUCUAUAUUAUAACAAAAUCUUGUUCCUUCAAUAAGAAACAUGUAAAAUUCUGGACUAUAUGUUCUUGCUUUUCUAUUUCUUUUGCUUCUUCUAACUUUAAUGUUUUCUUUCAACUUGUUUUCUUGCAAGUUGUCUUCUAUUCUUUGUUCUGAACUUUUAGCAAUUGUUUCUUUAGGCCUAGGAAUCGAAUUAAAUUUGCUCUCUUCAA